Messenger RNA from Odocoileus virginianus texanus, 5505 nucleotides. The record is from RefSeq and is a predicted model, not a curated record. Lineage: Eukaryota; Metazoa; Chordata; Mammalia; Artiodactyla; Cervidae.
GUUAGGUGUAUGGCUGAGUCCCUUCCCUGUUCAUCUGAAACUGUCAAAACAUGGUUGAUUGCCUAUACUCCAAGACAAAAUAAAAAAGUUUUUUAAAAGAGAGAGAGAGAGAGAGCAGAUUUGAGUAAGGACAAAGUCAUGCAGUUGAGGCAGGAAAGUAUUUUUCCUCUGUGAAUCCUGCCACCUCGUACUUCCCAGACUUCCUUUUCUUAUUGAAAAUUGGAUGCAGCCUUGGCUCCUCCCUCACAGUUGUAGAGAGAGAAAGCCCAUUGAAUGAACGGGAGGACUGGGGAAUUAAGCAGAGCUUUGGAGGAAAAAUCAAGCCCUGAGGGCCCAUUGUGGGGAACGUGCCAAGCAGCCGGCUGAUGCUGGACACACCAGCCCUCAUCCUUGAGGUGAUGUAGGAGAGCCUAGGCUAGUCCCAGAUUUUUGUUUUGCUCUGGUAAGGGGGCGUGGUGCACAGUGUGAAGUGCCCCACGACUACAUGCUCGGCCCUCUUUCUCUUUUCUGUCUGUUCCCCUCUUGGAGAUCAUCCAGUCCCUUGGCUUUAUACGUGUGCACCGAAAACCCGUGGGUUUGUCCCCUGAGCCAGGACCCCUUCCAUGGACUCCACACUGUGUAGCUAGCUGGCUACUUGACAUCUCAUUUGAAUAGCAAGUAAGCAUCUCAAGUUAAGAUGUCACAAAUUCAAUCCUUGAUACAGCCCACUAAAUCAUUCUUCUGCUUCUCCGUUAAUGGUGAUUCCAUUUUCCAGGCAUGCAGUCCAGAAUUCUGAAAGCCACCUGUGAUGUCUCGGUUUGUCACCACCCCACACGUUCUGCCAGCUCUGUCUGUAAAACCUCUCCCGAGUUUCAUCACCCUUCCCGCUGCCGCUGCCGUCCCUCCACUCCCGGGAUCUAAGCCAGCGUCAGUCUCCCAGGGACCAAGGCCUGAGCUUGCUCCUGCCGCUCUUGCCGCGUUCAGACUCUUCUCAUUAAGUGUCCUUCCUAGGAAACAAGAACCUAUGGCUCUCUUUGCAGUCUUGCAGACAGCAUUCCUCUUGACAUUGCUGCCCUUGAGAACUUACCAAAGUGAAGUCUUGUCUGAACCAUUACCAUUAACUCCUGAAGCACUGAGCGUUUCCAUCAAUUCUGCAAAGCAGUGUUUGCAUUUACAAUGGACUGUCCACAACCUUGAUUAUCAUCAUGAAUUAAAAAUGGUUUUUGAGAUACAGAUCAGUAGAUUUAAAGCAUCCGAUGUCAUCUGGACGGGGAACUACAGCACCACUGUGACGCAGAACCAAGUCCUGCACUGGAGCUGGGAGUCUGAACUCCCGUUGGAAUGUGCCAUACACUUUGUAAGAAUGAGGACUAUGGUGGAUGAUGCCAGGAUUCCUGUGCCCAGGUUCUGGAGUAACUGGAGUUCAUGGAAGAAAGCAGAUGCCCAGAAUUCGCUUGGAGAUCAUCCAUUGUACGUUUUCCCUAAAGAUAAGCUGGUGGAAGAGGGCUCGGAUGUCACCAUUUGUUACAUUUCUAGGAACCAUCAAGAUAACAUAUCCUGUUAUUUGGAAGAUGUACUGACAUUUGGAAAACAACUUGAUCAAAGUGUAUGGGCAUUCGAGUUGAAGAACAUUUCUUUUCUUAGGAAAACUGGGACCAAUUUCUAUUGUCAGGGCCAAGGUGUUCCAGAGGGCGUCGUUCUUUUUGUCUCAAAAGUGCUUGAAGAGCCCAAGAACUUUUCUUGCGAAACCCGGGACCUGAAGACUUUGACCUGUACUUGGGAUCCCGGGGAUGACACUGGUUUGAUUCAACUGCCUUCCUACACUUUAUUUGAAUCAUUUUCCAGGAAAAAGACACUUUGUAAACACAGAAACCGGUGUGAUUGGCAAGUAACUCAAGACUCACAAGAAAUGUAUAACUUUACACUCGUGGCUGAAAACUACUUUAGAAAAAGAAGUGUCAGUAUUCUUUUUAACCUGAUCCAUGGAGUUCAUCCAGUGGCUCCCUAUAACUUAUUCCCCAAAAAUGUCAGUGCUACAAAUGCCACCAUGACCUGGAAGGUACACUCAAUAGGAAACAAUUCUGCACUUUUGUGUCAGCUUCAGCUCCUUGGUGAAGGAAAAGUGAUACAACAACACAAUAUCUCCGUCAGGGUGAAUGGUGAGUACCUCUUAAGUGAACUGGAGCCGGACACAGAAUACAUGGCCCGUGUACGCUGUGCUUAUGCCGACCACUUCUGGAAAUGGAGUGAAUUGAUUAGCCAAAAUUUCACCACAGCUGAAGCUGCUCCAUCGGAGGCGCCUGAUGUCUGGAGAGAUGUGAUGUUUGUGUCAGGACAUCCAACGGUGACCUUGUUCUGGAAGCCUCUAUCAAAAGUGCAUACCCACGGGAAGAUCCUGUUCUAUAAUGUCGUUGUAGAAAAUCUUGAUGAAGCAUCCAGUUUAGAGGUGCUGUCUGUCCCUGCUCCGGCCAACAGCACAAAAGUAACCCUCAAUCAGAGCUCCUACCAGAUCCACGUCACGGCUCACAACAGUGUGGGCCCUUCUCCAGCUUCCACAGUUGCCAUUUCUGGACAUCCUGGAAAUGAAAAUGUUGAAGAAGGAAGAAUUAAUGGUACAGAGGAUGGAUUUCCCAUGUCUUGGAAACCCCAAUCCAGAAAUGCCACAGGUUAUGUUGUGGAGUGGUGUGACGGUCCCCAGAACCUGCCCUGUGUUCUCCAGUGGAAAAACCUAGGACCCACUACCACAGGCACAGUCAUUAGCUCGGGUGCUUUUAGACCAGGGGUUCGCUACAACUUCAGAAUUUAUGAAAUUUCUACAAAAAGGAUGGCCCAUUUAUUAGAGAAAAAAACUGGCUAUUUAGAGGAACUGGCUCCUUCAUACAACCCUCAAGUGGUCCCGAAUAACUUGACCUCCCACUCCUUCACUCUGAGUUGGAAGGAUUAUCCCACCGAAUCUCAAACCGGUUUUAUACAAGGGUACUAUGUCUACCUGAAAUCCAAGGCAGGGGAGAAGUGCCACCGGGGAUUUGAAAAGACAGUUCUUCCAGAUAAUUCAGUAUGUUGCAAAUACACAAUUGACAACCCGGACCAAAAGACAUUUGUCAUGAAAGACCUACAGCCAGAAUCUGUCUAUGAGUUUUUCGUCACUCCUUAUACAAGUGCUGGUGAGGGUCCCAUGGAUGACUUCAGAAAGGUCACGACUCCGGAUGAAUACUCCCAUAUACUGAUACACAUCAUUCUCCCCAUGAUUUUCUGCGUUUUGGUCAUCAUGAUCGCCUGCUACCUAAAAAGUCAGUGGUUGAAGGACAAGUGUUAUCCUGACAUUCCAGACCCUUACAAGAGCAGCGUCCUGUCUUUAAUAAAAUCCAAGGAGAAUCCUCAUAUAACAAUAAUGAAUGUCAACGACUGUGUUCCAGAUGCUAUUGAAGUUGUAAACAAGCCCGAAGGGAGUAAGAUACAGUUCACAGGCACUAGGAAGUCACCCACAGAAACUAAAGGUACUAAGCCUGCCUAUCUUGACCUGCUCCCAACAGAGAAGAACUACUCUGGUCCUGGACCUUGCAUCUGCUUUGAGAACUUUACCUAUAAUCAGGCAGCUUCUGACUUGGGUUAUUGUGGACAUUUUCCAGUAACCUCUCAAGCCCCACACUGUCCGCUGGGACCACUGACUUCACCUGAAAAUUUACUAAAGACACUGGAACAAAACUACAUGAACUCCCUGGGAGAAAUCCCAGCCGGAGAAGCUAAUUUGAAUUAUGUAUCCCAGUUGGCCUCACCCGUGUCUGGAGACAAGGAGAGCCCACCAACAAAUCCACCAGAGCCAGCACUCUGUUCGGAGUAUAAAAUGCAAAUGGCCAUACCCCUGGGUCUUGCCUCCCCUCCCCCAAGUGAGAACAGCAGCCUGUCCUCCACUACCCUUUUAGAUCCAGGGGAACACUACCACUAAGCUGGGUGCCCACUGCAUAUCCUUAUGCUACACAGACACUAGCAGAAGCAUAGCUGGCACUAUUCCAUCACCAAAUACCUCGGGGCUUAAUCCCAGUGAAUUAUCACCACUGGAAGAUCUGAUUUAUAAAAUUUUGCUAGGUUUCAAAGGUCAGAAGCUAUGAAAUUUAACAUCUGUGCUUGGAGCAGGCUUGCUGUGGAAAUGGCAGGAUCGUGGGAACAGGCUUACCUUGCUCUUGUGUGUUCCACGUUCACCUUUACGGCAGCAGACCUGGCACUUGACAGAGACAGACCGCAUCCACUCAGUAUUGGACAGGGUGGCUGUGGUCCUUGAAGUUCAGCUUUUAGCAAGAAAGCAUUUCCAGUAAGUUUUACCACACAUUUCAUAUCUCAAGGGUAAAGGAACUAGAUUUCAGGCCACAGAAUAUUCGUUACGGGAACAUAAAUUGUCAAUGUUAAUUUAUUCUGGGUGUGUUUAAUGAAGUCACAUAUUUGAGACCAAAACAGAUUUUAGCCUUGCUUUGAAGUGGUGACAGGAGUAAGAUGAACUCUUCCUAUUAGACCGUAUCUAAUAGGUAAGACAUACAAUUGAACUGAUGAGAUCCCCACAGCUGUCCUUCUGUUGUUUACCACAGUUAAGGAGUGGGGCUGGCACAGAAUCCUGCCUCAGUGUCAAGAUUAUAGCACUCCUACUUAGUAGACACGUCUUCUACAAUUUUUGAUGACUACCUCAGAAUAGAAGAAAAUAUGUCAUUAAUUCCACUCACAUUUUAUAGUUCAUUUGUUUUUUGUUUUUUUCCAAGAACUAUGAUAUAUACAUGACCUGUUUUCAGUAAGCCUCUUUUGGAUUCUCCAGUAGGUUGUCUGGGCCAAGAUAACACCUUCACUGUCUCCUUAUAUUCUUCGGAUGGUAUAACUGUAAAGGGCCACGCAGAGUGGGAGCUCCGUAAUGGCUUGCAGCCGCUUUGUCUCUUUGAACCAAUAUAUGCAAAGCACCUACCUGUUACACAGCAGUGUUCAGUCAUGCUCCAGUUCCUCUCCCUUCUCUCUGCCCGACAGCCCUUAAUGUUUACUCACCAUAUUUCUAAAUAAGCGUGAUUAGGGGCUCCUUUCUCUUUGCUGUGGUGGAGACGGUGCUGCAUGCGCCUCUGGUACCAAGUGCCCCGUGUCACACCGUUCCACACUAUGAAGAACAAGAGAGAAGGAGCCACAGCUGAAAGGAAGAUGGCUGUUAACUGACCUAAAUAUACACAAACCAGGACUUCUGCUCAUUCUUUUCAACUUUUUCCUUCCAUAUAACUAUGCUUUUGGCUGGAAUAAUGGACUAUGUACGCCUAACAUAGUACAAACAAGUAUAUUGAUUAGUCUCUUUUGAGAAGACUUUGGGGCCAGUAUUGUCAUCAUUUAGCCUCUUUGUGUCUGUCAUGAUGCAAUUAUAAAAAUACAUAGAAACAUCAAUGACAGUGAUGAUUGAUUUGUAAGUAGUAUCUUUUGUAAAGAUUUUCUUUAGAAAAAUAAUUCACAAAACCUUGAAGUCAUUUCUGUUGCUGUAAGCCUUAAUUAAAAUAUUUCACCACCGCA